This is a messenger RNA of Rangifer tarandus platyrhynchus (Svalbard reindeer), 2889 nucleotides long. Lineage: Eukaryota; Metazoa; Chordata; Mammalia; Artiodactyla; Cervidae. The record is from the annotation of a GenBank genome assembly.
AUGCUGUGGCCGCGGCUGGCGGCCACUGAGUGGGCGGCGCUGGCCUGGGAGCUGCUGGGCGCCUCGGUGCUGCUGAUCGCGGUGCGCUGGCUGGUGCGGCGGUUGGACAGGCGGCCGCGGGGCCUGGGUCAGAGCGGUCCACCCGCCCCGCCGCCCCGCGCGGCCGCGGGCCCAGCCCCCGAUCCAGGUGAAAUGACAAUGGAUACCAUCUUGGCGCGAUUGAAGCUCCUAAAUCCAGAUGAGCUUAGAGAAGAGAUUGUCAAAGCUGGAUUGAAAUGUGGACCCAUUACAUCAACAACAAGGUUCAUUUUUGAGAAAAAAUUGGCUCAGGCUUUGUUAGAGCAUGGUACACUGCCUUCACACCUGCCCGACCUUGGUGCUGCAGAUGCCCCGUCCCUGGGCCAGGACACACAAAGGAUUGUGAAGUCUGCAGUAGGGAGCCCAGCUGAGCAGGUCAGCUUUUCUGAAGACAGAGACUUUGGUUAUAGUGUGGGCUUGAAUCCUCCAGAGGAAGACGUCAUGACAUCUAAGACCUGUUCAGCGCCCUUCAGUGCCUCGGGCGGCGUCAACAGCCAGAAAGCCGUGCUGAGAGCCUCCGCAGAGGCGCCUCUGUACUAUGGGGUGUGCCCAGCCUUCGAGGACACCCCGGCAAGAAAUGAAAAGAUUCACGUUUAUGAAGAUAAAAAGGAAGCCUUACAAGCUGUCAAGAUGAACAAAGGAUCCCGAUUUAAAGCUUUUACAAACCGAGAAGAUGCUGAGAAAUUUGCCAGAGGAAGUUGUGAUUAUUUCCCUUCUCCAAGCAAAACCUCUUUACCACUUUCUCCUGUGAAAACGGCGCCACUCUUUAACAAUGAUGGGUUGUACUUGUCUGAGUCAGAAACAGCAAGCAAAGAGCGAGCAAACAGCUAUAAAAAUCCGCGCACACAAGACCUGACUGCCAAACUUCGGAAAGCUGUGGAGAAGGGAGACGAAGACACCUUUUCCGACCUCAUUUGGAGUAAUCCCCGGUAUCUGAUUGGUUCGGGGGACAACCCAACCAUUGUACAGGAAGGGUGUCGGUACAAUGUCAUGCAUGUGGCUGCCAAAGAGAACCAGGCUGCUGUGUGCCAGCUCACCCUGGAGACGCUGGAGAACCCUGAGUUCAUGCGGCUCAUGUACCCGGAUGACGAGCCGCACAUGCUGGAGAAGCGCAUCUGCUACGUGGUGGACCUGUACCUCAACACACCGGACAGAGUGGGCUAUGACACACCGUUGCAUUUUGCUUGUAAGUUUGGAAACGUAGAUGUGGUCAAUGUGCUUUCUUCACACCCUUUGAUUGUAAAAAACCCAAGGAAUAAAUAUGAUAAAACACCUGAAGACGUUAUUUGUGAAAGAAGCAAAAACAAAUCUGUGGAACUGAAGGAGCGGAUUCGAGACUACUUAAAGGGUCACUACUAUGUGCCCCUCCUGAGGGCAGAGGACACGUCUUCUCCUGUGAUCGGGGAGCUGUGGUCUUCAGACCAGACCGGCGAGGUCUCUCACAUUGGCCACACUGGAUGCUUCCCCAAAGACCCUGUUCUAACCCUUCGAGCCUUCGCAGGGCCCCUGAGUCCAUCCAAGGCAGAAGAUUUUCGCCGACUCUGGAAAACCCCGCCUCGAGAGAAAGCCGGCUUCUUCCACAGUGUCAGGAAAUCUGAUCCAGAAAGAGGCAUUGAGAGAGUGGGAAGGGAGCUGGCUCAUGAACUGGGGUAUCCCUGGGUCGAAUACUGGGACUUUCUGGGCUGUUUUGUUGAUCUGUCUUCCCAGGCAGGCCUGCAAAAGCUAGAAGAAUACCUUACUCAGCAGGAAGUAGGCAAAAAACACCUGCAAGACAUGGGAGAAAAUGCAGCAUGUCGCCAGGAGGACGCUUCAGCCCUAGGCCGUCACAGGAAGUGCAGCAAUUCCAUCUCUGUGAGGGCGUUUCUAGAUGAAGAUGAUGACAUGAGCUUGGAAGAGAUAAAAAACCGGCAAAAUACAGCUCGAAACAACACCCCGCUCAGGGCAGCUGCUUUUGGAGACUUGGGGUGUGACAUCCUCCCCUUGGAGCAGACAGAACUUAUCGAAGCCUCAGCCCCAGCCAGUCCCCACAGCAGCAGAAAUGGGUUUUGCAGCCCCCUGAGGGAUGGCAAGACCCUGGGUGGGAAGAGGCCCAAGGCCCAGAGUGGGGGGGAAGACUUCCUGUCACCAGUCUCCGGCUUGACUGUUGAGUUUGAUAAAUUGAAUUUGCAGAAUCUAGAAAGUAGCUUUUCUAAGACACCAAAUCAAAGAGUGAAAACUAGAGAUAAGAAGAUCCUGACGUCAAGAGUGAAUGCAGGAGGAAGUGACGUGUUAGAACCUCUUACUGCUGAUAGACUUGGAAAUAACCAGGGAAGGACAGAAAAUGAGAUGUCUGCUGGAAUUGCUAACAUGUGCCUGAAUCCGGACAGUUCCAUGCACGAGCCCCGCUAUGGCAAUGGCUCGGAGCCCUCGGAGGUUCUCACCUCGAAGGACUCUGUCCAGAGGCUCUUCCUUUCUGGAGAAGAGCCAUCAAAACUGGAUCGGGAUGUUCUGGCAGCCCUGGAGUGCACGGACGUGGACCCUCGCCAGUACCCAGCCAUACACAGGUGGAGGAGCGCUGUCCUUUGCUACUCACCUUCGGACAGACAGAGCUGGUCCAGCCCCUCGCUGAAAGGGAAGUUGAAGUCUCAGCUCCUGGACGUCAGUGGCCCUCCUAGCGGCAGCCCUGGGAGAAGCAGCCCCGCAGGCGGCAGCCCUGGGAAGCCUGGCUCCACACCUCACGUCUCUGGCCUGGGCAGCCCCGGGCGCUACAGUCCCGCCAACGGGGGCCACCUCCGCCGGAUGGCACGCCUGGCCCAGCUUGCCACCUUGUAG